Punica granatum (pomegranate) is the source of this 1770-nucleotide messenger RNA. Lineage: Eukaryota; Viridiplantae; Streptophyta; Magnoliopsida; Myrtales; Lythraceae. The record is from RefSeq and is a predicted model, not a curated record.
AUGGAGGCAGGUUCGAGUGGAUUCUCUGCCAUGGCACCACCUGUGUUCGAUGGGGAGAAUUAUCAAGCAUGGGCUGUGAAGAUGACGGCUUUUAUGGAAGGUUGUGAUUUGUGGGAAGCAGUGGAAGAAGACUACGAGGUGGCUCCCCUUCCUAACAAUCCAACCAUGGCUCAGAUCAAGCUGCACAGGGAGAAGAAGACUAGGAAGGCAAAGGCAAAAUCGUGUCUUUAUGCUGCUGUGUCACCCACCAUCUUCACCAGAAUCAUGAGGCUUGAGUCAGCAAAAGCUAUUUGGGAUUACUUGAAGGAAGAAUAUGAAGGAGAUGAGAAGAUUAGAGGUAUAAAAGUGUUAAAUUUGUUGAGAGAAUUUGAAAGGAUUCAGAUGGAAGAGAGAGAGACUGUGAAAGAGUUUGCUGAUAGGCUUGUGGAGAUUGCUAACAAGAUUAGAGUGCUGGGAACUGAUAUGAAGGAUGAUAGGCUAGUGCAAAAGAUUCUGGUUUCUGUACCAGAAAGGUUCGAGGCAACUAUUGCUUCAUUAGAGAACACUAAGGAACUUUCAGAUAUCAAACUUGCUAAAGUUCUUAGUGCUUUGCAGGCUCAAGAGCAGAGAAGUAUGAUGAGAAGAAAAGGAAUUACUGAAGUAGGAAUGGUUGAAGGAGCUUUGCAAGCCAAAAUGCAACAAAGUUCUGGUGGAAAAGGAAAGAACUUGAAAGAAUAUGACAAUGCUUAUGAGAUUGUUGCAACGGAAAGAUCGAGCAACAGCAGAAGGGGAAAGCACCGUCCAUGUCAGCACUGUGGUGGAAGGAACCAUCCACACUAUAAGUGUUGGAGAAGGCUUGAUGUGAAAUGCAAAAAGUGUCAUCAGUUUGGGCAUGUUGAAGUCAUUUGCAAGGAGAAAGAGUCUCAGCAGCAAGGAGAGGCACAACCUGCAGUUGAAGAAGAGGUAGAAAAACUCUUUGUUGCUUCUGGUUUUACCUCAUUUGUUUCAAAAGGUUGUUGGCUUGUUGAUAGUGGUUGUACUAACAACAUGACAAGUGAUGAGAAGCUCUUUAGGGAGCUUGAUAGAUUAGUAACAACAAGAGUAAGAAUUGGGAAUGGAGAGUACUUGGCAGUGAAGGGUAAAGGAACUGUCCAAAUAGAGAGUUGUGUUGGUACAAAAUUGAUAUAUGAGGUUUUGUAUGUUCCUAAGAUUGCCCAAAGUUUGUUGAGCGUUUGUCAGCUUGUAGAGAAAGGAUACAAGGUGAUGUUUGAGGAGAAAAAGUGUUUGAUUUUUGAUUCAAAGUGUCGGAAGUUAUUUGAGAUUCCAAUGAAGAAUAAAUUUUUUUCUUUGGAUCCGCUGAAGAUGAAGUCUAAGGUGGAUGAUGAUCAGUCUGUUAAAGGGAUUAUACCACUUGCAGAUAAGCAACAAAGCUGCAAUAUUGCAGAUGCAGUUACAUUUUUAGAAGUUGCAGGAGAAGAAGAAGGCAAAGCUGAUAAAAGAGUGAUGGUUGCAAUAAAGGAGGAGUUGGCUAUUUUAGAGCCCAAGACAAAGUUUGAUCUUGAUGGCUCACUAGAGGUUUUUCAAGUGCCAAAGCAGGAGAAGAGAGUUUAUGAAUUAAAGGAUACUCCUAGAGCUUGGUACAGCAAGAUGGAUGAACAUCUAUUGAAUUUAGGCUUUGGAAGAGGCAUGAGUAAGUCAACAUUUCAAGUUGUAAGGAAAGCUGGUGCAUACCAACUUGCACAUAAGGUCAAAUGUUUCAUGCAGAAGAUCAGAGUUUGUAACAGCACCUGA